UGUCCAGCGGCUCCUCUUCAAACCCCGCUGGGUUCAGCACGUGCUGCCGGCCGGGGUGCUCGGCAGCUCUGUCCCCUGGGCAGGAGGUGGGUCGCUUUCCGCCUGGCAGCCUUGCAGUGACUCCACUGUGAAGCAGUCCCUGAUGUCUGAAGAGCAAGGAGAUGAAGUCCACUUCCUUAGGAACUCUCGCUGAGCAGGUCUUGGGAUGUGCUGGCAAGCGCAGAACCCCGCUCUGGACGCCUUCUGUGCUUUGUCCCUCUGAUAGGGGCGACGCCAAUCGUCACCGAGGCGGUCCGGGUCCCACUGGGACAUAGCUCUGGAGCAGGCAUGCCGACACCCUGCGGCUCUGCACAGCCACUCCCGUGGGCAGCAUCAAAGGGCCCCGCGGCACCACGAUCCCGUUUGUCCUGAUUCCUGGGGAGGGAGGUGCAGAGGCCUGAAUGGCUGCUGUCGGGAUCAGCCAGGUGGUUUUCCAGCCUGGUGUGUCUGUCAAGUGCGCUCCUUGGCCGAGGGCUGAGGAUGAAUCCCAGGUGCACGUGCCGUUUGCGAGGCAGGACGCGCGUCAUGACAGUCACCGGGUUAAUGGCUGGCAUCCCGCUCCACCUGCCAGUGUGCCGCCGGCACCCACGGCCGUGCCCAGCUCAUUGGGCUCUGCUCCACAGCCACAGGCAAACCCAGAGCUCUGGGUGGGCAGCCAGGUGCCGGGGUGCCCGCUCUCCCGGUGGCAUGGAGACAUGGUCCCGGCGCAGCGCUGCCUUCGACUGUGUGCCCCAGCCGGCAGCCUGCUGCCCUGACUGGAUGGCGGAGCUCCCUGACGCCCUGCCCCUCUCCCGCCUCUCAAUCCCUGGCACGCACGACUCCCUCAGCCUGUUCGGUGGCCGGCGCCUGCGGUGCCAGAGCUGGGGCCUGGAGGCCCAGCUGGCGGCCGGCAUCCGCUUCCUGGAUGUGCGCUGCAAGCUGUCGCGGGGUGAGCUCCGCAUCUACCACCUCUGCACCUUCCAGCGGGCCAGCCUGCGCGGCGUCCUGCGCCGCACCCUGCACUUCCUCCGCGCCCACCCCGGCGAGGCCGUGCUUAUGCGCAUCAAGGAGGAGCUGCCCAUCUUCUCCCGGCCCGGCUUCGCUGCACAGCUGCACCGCUGCCUGCUGGAAGAGGGACAGGGCUGCGUGUGGUGCCGGGAGGAGGUGCCAACGCUGGGCCAGGUGCGCGGGAAGAUAGUAGUGCUGGAGGCGCUGGCGCGGGAGGUGCUGGGCAUCCCCUACGAGCAGCUGAGCAUCAGCGACGCCUGGAACGUGCUGUCACUGGAGCGCAAGUGGGCCCGGGUGCGGCAGCACCUGGAGAAGGCGGCCGGCGGAGACCCCAGCACGAUGUACCUCACCUUCUGCUCCGGCAAUGGGCUCUUCACCUGCCCAGAGGAGGUGGCCCGCUUUGUGAAUCCCCGCUGCUGCCAGCACCUGCGGCGCCGGGGCGGGCAGCCCGUGCGCUGGGGGGUGGUCAUCAUGGACUUCCCUGGCGCAGGCCUUCUCCGGCUCAUCGUGGAGAGCAACUGCCCGCGGGCCAAUGGACACUGCACAGCGGCCCCCGGCACCCCCCCGGUACGGUCCCGCCGCCGCCACGGCAGACGGCGGACGGCGCAGCCCGCACAGCCUCGCGCGCUGCCCGCUCCGCUGUCCCUCGGGGAAGACACUGACACUGCUCCCGGCCCCGCGCCUCUGCCCAAGGGCCUCAGGGCCUGGAGGGCAAAAGCGGCUUUCUAGGUCUUGCAGAGCACCGGGAAGCCUUCGUGUGACGAUGGUGUGACAGUCGCAGAGACAGCAGAGGAGGCCGGCUGCGGCCGGAGCCGGGCAGCCCGGGGAGCUGCACCCUGCCCUGAGAAG
This is a messenger RNA of Serinus canaria (Common canary), 1875 nucleotides long. Its product is annotated as 1-phosphatidylinositol phosphodiesterase-like. Gene Ontology annotation, molecular function: phosphoric diester hydrolase activity. Gene Ontology annotation, biological process: lipid metabolic process. Lineage: Eukaryota; Metazoa; Chordata; Aves; Passeriformes; Fringillidae. The record is from RefSeq and is a predicted model, not a curated record.